Messenger RNA from Thelazia callipaeda (thelaziosis nematode), 270 nucleotides. The record is from the annotation of a GenBank genome assembly. Lineage: Eukaryota; Metazoa; Nematoda; Chromadorea; Rhabditida; Thelaziidae.
AUGCAAAAAGAUUAUAGUGACGCAGUGCAAAGCCAUGAGAAGGCGGAAUCGUUGCAGCCUGGCUUCUCCAAUGAAAACAUGUUUUGGCUUGGAAAGGCGGAACUUGCUUUGAGGAAGAAAAAACAAGCAUGUGAAACUUUUUUGAAGGCAAAAGGUUUAAGUCCACAUUACAGGAAUGAAUUCAAGAUUGGAGUUCAAACUCGCGAAUUUUUGUUGAAAACUUGCCGAAUGCGUCCGGAAGAUAUCCCAGAUUCAUCUCUUCCUUACUGA